Molecule: messenger RNA, 1200 nt
Organism: Necator americanus (New World hookworm)
Lineage: Eukaryota; Metazoa; Nematoda; Chromadorea; Rhabditida; Ancylostomatidae
Exons: 9
Coding region: 1-1200 (399 amino acids)
Molecular function (GO): protein binding
Source: RefSeq, a predicted model, not a curated record
AUGCGGCCGACGAACUCGAAGUUGAACAUCGACGGCGUCGAUGUUCACCUCGAUCUUAAUCGACUACCGAAUGAACUAUUGCUUAGGAUAAUCCAAUUUUUACCACCGCGAGAUGUUGCGCUUGGCGCUGCACAAGUCUCGACGAGGUGGCGAUCUCUUAUUAAGCACAAUCUUGCCAGAGUACCUAGAAUCCCAGCUCACUGUCAUGUAUAUGUGAUGGAUAUCGAUCUACAACCGGGCGAUGAUCGAACGGAUGGCCGAAGUCCAAUUAUGCAAUAUCAUUUCACCACUUUCAACACGUCACAGCCAGAUUAUCGUGCUAAACGUCGUGCAUGUCUUCGUGGGAAUGAUUCCGAACUUCGAGCGAUCUACGUCCAACACAAACGAUGCGGGAUGAUGGCCGAAUGGGAUUCACGUGGUGGUGUUCAGAAACUUGACUCGUGCACCGCUAAUUCGCUGCUCUCCUUCCUCGACAUUGUUGCGCUCAGGAUUGAUGUGUUGAAACGUGGGCGUCGUUUAAUGGCGCGAAGAGUUGACGAGAGGUUUGCGCAUGCGGUUGCGUUCUGUGAGGAUAUUUGUGGGACCUUAGAUCCGAAAUCCUUACUACUCUGCUCUCAAAACCCCUAUUUCUCAUGGUGUUUGGGAGAAGAAUCGCUGCGACGAUUAUCCUCAUUUCGAAAUUUGGACUCAUUAAUUCUGGAAAAUAUGACUGGUGCCGAAGUUUUUGGAGGAAUCAAAGCAUCGUUGUAUCUGGGGAAACUCAAAGAGAUUCGAAUGCGAUUGGAUGCUAAACAUCAAAAUGAAGUCGAAAAUAUUCUCUGGGUAGAUGUUCAAGGAUCCUUGCUAAAAUCACUAGCAGAGGCGCACGUACGCUGUUUGGACUUCUCCGCGUUCUCCGAGUCUCCGGCCGCUAUUACUGCCAUCACAGCGGCGGAUAUGUGCCAAUUCAUCAGCGCUUGGCGUGCUUUGACAUGUCCGUGGAUGAUAAAAUCGAUAAUGUUCAAUUCGACGGUGACAAUCAGCGAAUUUCGAACGGUUGCCGCUCGUGCUGGACUUUUCGCCAGUGCGCUAACCGAUAUACCGUAUUGCCGAUUCCGUACCUACCAUCCGUCGGAUCCGAACGCGAAAUUGGAGCUGUCCUGUUACGGUAAUGGGAUCGCUACACAAUGGUGUAUUCGUUCGGGAUAUUUGACUUCGUAA